Podarcis muralis (Common wall lizard) is the source of this 8176-nucleotide messenger RNA. It is a transcript of the gene ANKRD50, whose product is annotated as ankyrin repeat domain 50. NCBI's taxonomy places the organism in Eukaryota, Metazoa, Chordata, Lepidosauria, Squamata, Lacertidae. Gene Ontology annotation, molecular function: protein binding. The record is from RefSeq and is a predicted model, not a curated record.
GGGGUGGUGUCAGCCCCGGCUAAGAAGACCCUCUUUUCUGCAAGGGGCUAGGCAGUCUCCGCGGCGGGGCAGCUGUCUCAGCUUUGCUGGGGCUGCGCCCGGGUCCACACGGCUCUCUUGCCCGGCGAAUCGCCUCCUCGUCCCGUGUGGAUGAGCGCCUGCCUUGUGCAAAAAGCUCCGUGUGCAGCGGGUGGGCUCGCGCGCGGGUCUGCUCUGCACGCUUGCCGCGCCCCGUGCAAAGGUCUGGGGCAGAGAUGGGACUGUUUUGACAUCUGCAGUUGAGACACCUGGAGUGUGAGAGUAGACCAUGAGACUGCAAAGAGAGCACUUGCUGAAUGUCUCCUCCUGCGCAAGAAGUUUGAGUGUUUCCAUCGCAUUGGAGACACGGUGCGUCAUAAUUUGAAGGGCUUCCUUGGACCACAGAAGCUUGCACAGACUCCAGUGAACCACUUCUCGAUAAACAAGGCAGAUCCAUACAUUUUCAGUAAACAUUCACGGAACAGAAAAGAAGCCUUUUUUUGACAAGAGUCGCAUCUUGAUGUGGGCGGCGUUUUGAAGGGGGUUAUAAAAGCCACAUAUUUUGGAAUGACUGGAAACCUGGAGAGGCACAGAGAACAUGCAGGAACCGUGCGUGUUAGCAACUCAGCUUUUUUAGAUGUAUCAUCUGUAUUAGAGGGAAAUGCAAACACUAUAAGCUGCAGCUGUAGCCAUGGCAUUGCAUGACCUUUUAAGCCAUAUGAGAAGUAUUUCUGAGCCUUGGUAUCAAACGUAGCUUUAUUUCUAAAUCGGAUGAUCGGCAAUACACCAUGUGCUAAUCAGGAGAGCAUUUGGAUGGAAAGAUGCCUCUUCGGCUUUGCAAAGAUGCUACUGACCAUUAUGUGAGGGGAUGAAAGGUUUGCGGAUUGCGUUGCCCAGUGACCAAGCUCCAUGCUGCGCACGUGUCGACUUGGAUUUAAGGACCUGCGUUGAGUGCGACUUUUAAAGAUGUGCGGUCGUUUUUGACCUGCCCCAGAGAAGAAAGUCUGUAAAAUGGCUCAGACCAGCUUGCUGCAGGGGAAACAGUUUUAUUGUAGAGAGUGGGUUUUUCACAAGCUUCAGCACUGCCUGCAGGAAAAGACGAGCUGCAGCAACAGCACUGCCAACAAACCAUCCGUUGUGCUGAACUCUGGGACUAAUACUUGCGUCGUCCCUGGCAAGGGAGCUGCCUGGGGUGUGUUGCUGGUAGGAGGGCCGGGUAGUGGCAAAACAGCCCUCUGUACUGAAUUACUGUGGCCGAGCUCACCUGCCAGUCUGCAAAGGGGUUUACAUCACCAAGCCCUGGCUUUCCACUUCUGCAGGGCUCAGGACUCAGACACUCUCUGUGUGGGAGGCUUUAUCAGAGGGUUAGUUGCCCAAAUCUGUCGCAGUGGUCUGAUUCAGGGAUUCGAGGACAAACUCAGAGAUCCUGCUGUUCAAAGUCUCUUGCAGCCUGGGGAGUGCGAGAGAAACCCAGCUGAAGCAUUUAAAAGGUGCAUUUUGCUGCCUCUUCUCGGAGCCAAGCCCCCUCAACAAAGUCUCUUCCUCCUUGUAGAUUCCGUGGAUGAGGGAUGUAACAUUGCAGAAGGCGACCAGACAUCUACGGGCUUAUCUGGAACUAUAGCUGAGCUUCUAGCUAGUCACUAUGAGUUUUUCCCUCCAUGGUUGCUGCUCCUGUGCUCUGCCCGGAAGCAGAGCAAAGCUGUUACAAAAAUGUUUACCGGCUUCCGAAAGAUAAGCCUUGAUGAUCUCCGAAAGGCUUACAUCGUGAAAGAUGUCCAACAGUAUAUUCUUCAUCGCUUAGAUCAAGAAGAAGCACUGAGACAACAUCUCACAAAAGAAACUGCAGAAAUGUUGAAUCAGCUUCACAUUAAAAGCAGUGGAUGUUUUCUGUAUCUCGAGCGUGUCCUAGAUGGAGUAGUGGAAAACUUUAUCAUGUUACGAGAAAUCCGCGAUAUCCCUGGGACACUCAACGGCCUCUAUCUUUGGCUUUGUCAAAGACUUUUUGUGAGAAAACAGUUUGCAAAGGUCCAACCUAUUCUGAAUGUAAUCCUUGCUGCUUGCAGGCCGCUAACUACAGUUGAAUUGUUCCAUGCAGUAUGGACCAAAAACAUGGCAUUAUCUAUGGAGGACUUCCAGCGCAAGCUAGAUGUUCUGUCGAAAGUUCUUGUCGAUGGUCUCGGAAACACAAAGAUCCUUUUUCACUACAGCUUUGCAGAAUGGCUGUUGGAUGUAAAGCACUGUACACAAAAAUAUUUGUGCAACGCAGCAGAAGGGCACAGGAUGCUUGCAAUGAGUUACACCUGUCGAGCCAAGGAUUUAUCGCCUCUGGAGGCUCAAGAAUUUGCUUUGCACCUAAUUGAUUCCAACUUGCAACUGGAAACCUCUGAACUGGCUUUGUGGAUGAUCUGGAAUGGUACGCCUGUCAAGGACUCUUUGUCAACGUUGAUCCCCAAAGAACAAGAAGUUUUACAGUUGCUGGUAAAAGCCGGUGCUCAUGUCAACAGUGAGGACGAUCGGACAUCUUGCAUUGUACGGCAGGCUUUGGAAAGAGAAGAUUCUAUUCGAACCCUAUUGGAUAAUGGUGCUUCGGUAAACCAGUGUGACUCGAAUGGUAGAACACUCUUGGCUAAUGCUGCAUAUAGUGGCAAUCUUGAUGUAGUCAAUCUGCUAGUUUCCAGAGGAGCAGAUUUGGAGAUUGAAGACAUGCAUGGGCAGACCGCACUUACUCUAGCUGCUCGGCAGGGCCACACCAAAGUUGUCAACUGUUUGAUUGGGUGCGGUGCUAACAUAAAUCACACGGACCAUGAUGGGUGGACAGCCCUGCGAUCGGCAGCUUGGGGCGGGCAUACCGAGGUGGUUUCUGCACUCCUCUAUGCUGGAGUAAAAGUAGACUGUGCAGACGCUGACAGUCGGACAGCCUUGAGAGCAGCAGCUUGGGGAGGCCAUGAAGAUAUUGUGCUGAAUCUGUUGCAACAUGGGGCUGAGGUCAACAAAGCGGAUAAUGAAGGUAGAACUGCUUUAAUUGCAGCAGCAUACAUGGGGCAUAAAGAGAUUGUGGAGCAUCUGUUGGACCACGGAGCAGAAGUAAACCAUGAGGAUGUGGAUGGAAGGACUGCCCUCUCUGUUGCUGCUCUUUGUGUACCUGCCAGUAAAGGACAUGCUUCAGUUGUGAGCCUUUUAAUUGAACGGGGCGCCGAGGUGGACCAUUGUGACAAAGAUGGCAUGACCCCACUGCUAGUGGCAGCCUACGAAGGACAUGUAGAUGUUGUUGACUUGCUUCUGGAAGGCGGAGCAGAUGUAGACCAUACGGACAACAAUGGCCGCACUCCUCUUCUUGCUGCAGCUUCCAUGGGCCAUGCAUCAGUUGUAAAUACUCUUUUGUUUUGGGGGGCAGCUGUGGAUAGCAUUGAUAGUGAAGGACGGACGGUUCUUAGUAUAGCCUCUGCACAAGGCAAUGUUGAAGUAGUACGGACUCUGCUGGAUAGAGGGCUGGAUGAGAAUCAUAGGGACGAUGCAGGAUGGACACCUUUGCACAUGGCAGCUUUUGAAGGACACAGGUUGAUAUGUGAAGCACUUAUAGAACAAGGUGCUCGAACAAAUGAAAUUGAUAAUGACGGGCGCAUAGCCUUCAUAUUGGCUGCCCAGGAAGGUCACUAUGAUUGUGUGCAGACCUUGCUGGAAAACAAAUCUAACAUUGAUCACAGGGGCUAUGAUGGGAGAAACGCUCUCCGUGUUGCUGCUUUAGAAGGCCAUAGAGACAUUGUCGAGCUACUCUUCAGUCACGGAGCUGAUGUGAAUUACAAAGAUGCUGAUGGCCGGCCAACGCUUUAUAUCUUGGCUCUAGAAAACCAGCUAACGAUGGCUGAGUAUUUUUUAGAAAAUGGUGCAAAUGUCGAAGCCAGUGAUGCUGAAGGAAGGACGGCACUCCAUGUUUCCUGCUGGCAGGGCCAUGUGGAGAUGGUACAGAUGCUGAUCACGUACCAUGCUGAUGUGAAUGCCGCAGACAAUGAGAAACGCUCAGCUUUGCAGUCUGCCGCGUGGCAGGGCCAUGUCAAAGUAGUUCAGCUUUUGAUAGAGCGUGGGGCCCUAGUGGACCAUACGUGCAAUCAGGGUGCUACUGCACUCUGCAUUGCAGCCCAAGAAGGGCACAUCGAUGUUGUGCAGAUAUUACUGGAGCACGGUGCCGAUCCAAAUCAUGCGGAUCAAUUUGGGCGCACAGCUAUGCGCGUGGCUGCAAAAAAUGGACACACGCAGAUAAUUAAAUUACUGGAAAAAUAUGGUGCUUCUACUCUAAAUGGCUGCACUCCUUCUCCGGUCCAUACAAUGGAACAAAAACCUUUGCAGUCGGCAUCUUCAAAGAUGCAAUCCUUAACCAUAAAAUCCAAUAGUUCGGGAAGCACUGGUGGGGGAGAUACACAGCCUGCUUUGCGUGGCUUGUCUAAUGGGCCAGCUCAUGCCUUUAGUUCUCCUUCUGAAUCUCCCGAUUCGACAGUUGAUCGGCAGAAGUCCUCCUUAUCCAAUAAUUCAUUGAAAAGCUCAAAAAACUCUUCUCUGCGCACAACUUCAUCUACAGCAACUGCCCAGACAGUACCGAUCGACAGCUUCCACAGUAUGUCCUUUACGGAACAAAUACAGCAGCAUUCGUUACCCCGCAGUAGAAGUAGGCAGUCUAUUGUUUCUCCUUCCUCCACAACUCAUUCCUUAAGUCAGAAUCAUAGUUCGCCAAACAGCGAAUUUGAAUGGAGCCAGGUGAAGCCCAGCUUGAAAUCCACAAAAUCCAGCAAAACGGGGAAAACAGAGAAUUCCAACAAAUCCGGGUCUGCUGGGAAAAAGGUGAAACAGAGCACCUCCUCUCAACCAAAAGUCCUUGAAUAUGAAAUGACUCAGUUUGAUAAAAGGAUACCUGUUGCCAAAUGUGGGGCCGGCGUGCCCCUUAAAUCAAUGCCUAGUGACACUCAGUGUAAAAUUUUAGUCCCUCCAGCCCAUCAGGAAGUUUGCCGGUCUCAACAGCAGUUCCUGAUCCACCAACAAAGUGGGGAGCAGAAAAAGAGAAAUGGAAUAAUGACUAAUCCAAACUACCACCUUCAGAGCAAUCAGGUUUUUCUUGGCAGAGUUUCUGUCCCACGAACAGUACAGGACCGAGGGCAUCAGGAGGUUUUGGAAGGCUAUCCUUCUGCAGAGACGGAGCUGAGCCUUAAGCAAGCCUUAAAACUUCAAAUUGAGGGGAAUGACCCAAGCUUCAACUAUAAGAAGGAAACACCAUUGUAAGAGGCAGCUCCAUGACACCAUGAAUAAAAUGAAGAGUUUCUGCCUGGAAUGUUUUGUCACCCGGGCUGGAAUCAAAGCAUGUCUUGCUUGUUGAACCACAUUGAAAAUUACGAAUGUGAUCACUGCAGUACAGUUACCUUGAUUACUGUAAUGUGCCUAAAGAAAAAAAAAAUAAGGCUGCCUUCUUAAAUGUAACCUUCUGUGCUUCAGAAAAAAAAAAUUAUUUUGUGUACUUUGUACUUACUACACAGAAUAAGCACUUUCUUUUCUUCCUCAGUAGCAGAACAAGAUACGUUGUAUUUCCACUCACACAGCUGAAAAGUUGUUAAGAGCUAGAAAUUUGAGUUCUCUGUUCCAGAAGGCUUUAUCAGUGUAAAUGUGCCACAGUGGACUUUGUGACAAACAGCAAUGCUUUCUGUAUUUAUUUUACAUUCAUGUGCAAAAGAAACUCUGCACACAGUCAAACAGACAAGGAAUGUUCAAUGUCACCUCAAAGACUAAGGGAACCCCUCCUCCAUUGACCCAAGCUAGAGUUCCCGUUAAUUAUUUGAACCCACUUCUAGAAGUGUUGUGGCAUACUUUUGAUGUAGGACUUUAGGUGCCAUUAGACUUUUUGUUGUUUUGCUGCAGGGUCCACCAUGAUCAAAAUCCACAUAAAAGACCCCAUCUGUCCUCAGAGAAUACUCUUUGCAUGGAGAAUAGAUAAUGUGAAUUGGCCCAUCCCCAGAUCACAGCCACAGCAGCAGUCGACACCACCUGUGGUAGCUCAGAAAUCACAACUGCAGUCUCAGGCAUCAGUAUCUGAGUCUGUGGAGAAUCUGGUUUAUGCAUUGCAUUCUCUAUCUGCUCAUGGGAGCGUAAAGCAACAGAAGCCACAGCAAACAUGUAACGUGGGGCAGAUUUUGAAGAUGUAAACUGGCUCAAAACACAAGCUACUCUUCUGUACACGUAAAAUCACAUUUGCAUUGCUGUAAUGUACAGUUGGUUUUUUGUGUUGUUCAGAUGUUUCUCAAAAGGAAAGCAACUCUUGUGACAGUAUUGGCUAACUUCAGUACUUACCUUCAGCCUGGGGUGGAGUACGACAGUGCAAUUUAUUGGGUCCUGUCUCUGCUACUUGUUUUAAAGGUGGUUUAUGAAGGAACAGUUCUUCAGCAUCGAGGCCAGUUUUCAUACUACCCACGUGGUAACUAUUUAAAUUUGUUAGCCGCUUUCUCUUGCCCAGGGCAACCCAAAAUGACUUAUCUGGUUUUGCUUAUGAGCAUAUGAAACAGUGGAGUCAGGUCUUAGGUCCCUUAAGUCCAGCACUGUAUGUUCCCAGCCCUGUAACAGAGAUCCUUUAACUCAGGGGUGAGGAGCCUCUGGUCCUUCAGACGUCCCAUUCCCAUCAGUCCCAGUCAGCAUGGCCAAUGGUGUGGUAGUCCCAAGAACAUAGGGAAGCCCAGUUUCCCCAUCCCUGCGUUAUCUAAAAGUGCAAGGGAUUUGAUAUGGACCCUUCUACAUGUAAAACAGGAGUGGAGAACCGUUAGUGUCUGGCAGGCCAGAUCUUUUAUCUCCCUCACUCCAUCAGGCCUAUCUUGGUCAGGAAUGAUGGGAGCUGCAGUCUUAAUAUCUGGAGAGCCAAAGGUUCCCCAUUCUUGACCUAAGUACGGAGGUAAAAAUGUUGCUUGGCAAGAGUGUCAAAUCAUUACUCCCAACUUGCUCUGAACUUAAGUACUGGAUAUUUUCAACACUGCACAAGAAUAUAGCUCUUCUUUCAUGCUAGAUGUAUUGAUCUGUAGAAAGACAUCCCUAAAGGCUGCCUUUCUCUCUGGAUCUCGGCUGUCGCUGAGAUUAUAUUUAUUUGUUUAUUUGUGUGUUUUUAAAUUACAGUAUGUACCUUGUGACUAGAUGGUGAUGUUUCUGGCCAUUUUCACAAGAAGGCUACGCAUUGCAGAAGUCUUCACGAUUUUCAGCAGACUAUAAUCUUAAUGUCUCUAAAAGAGCUGGUGGUGGUAACAUGCCCAAACGCAGACACCAGCUAUAGGAAGGUCAGCUGAAAAGUGCUACCUUUCAGAUAAUUAAAAAAAAAAGUUCCUGCACAUUUUCAGAAAUGCUUAGGAAUGCAGCAUGUGUUUCUCUGUUUAAAAAUAUCCAUUUGACAAGAGUGUGAGAUUGUUCCGCAUUGCUUUAAUGUAUGAUUUUUUAAAAAUAUAUUGGCUUUUCUGGCCCCUCUCUCAAAAAAAGGUAAAAUUAAUCACCCUGAAUUAUUGGCAGGUCUGUCUUCUUUGCAAUUGUGAAUUGAUGUGUGUGGCUCAGUUCUGCUAAGCCAUGACUUGGCAGGUCUGAUCAGCUAUAAUGCAGCAGAAUUCAAGACUUCUUACUUUUUUUUCUCGUUUCACAAAUCUCUGUAUCUAUGGUUCUGCUUUCACCUUUCUUUUCCCUAUAUUAUCCAAAAUCAUCCCUAGAGGAAACUAAAGAAAGUGUCACAAUUCAUAAUUGGAGACUAGGGAAAAGACUGAUGAGCAUUAAUAUCUGUACCAUAUGUGUGCCAGGGAAGUCACCUGAAAAGGGAAUUGAAUGGCAAAUUUACCUGUCGAAACCUUAGCAUCUUACACUAUAGUGAUACCCUUGUCAUGAUCAGUAUUGGGAAAUGGCUUUGUUUUUACUUAAAGCAUCAUUUUCUCUUGUCACCUAUGCUGCUAUGCAAAUGUCUGUUUAUGCUCGUUAUCCUCCAUUGAAACUCUUCAAAUAACAUGGUGCACAGUUAAGACUUUUUUCUGGAUUGGAUUGUAAAUAGCCUAUAAUGUACAUUGAAUUUCACAUUGUAAAAUUUUUAUUUUAUUUCUUGUAUUAUAUUAAGCAAAAAUCCUUAUGUAUAUGAAAGUGCAUAAUAAAUAUAUUUGCUUUUCAA